Messenger RNA from Aureobasidium namibiae CBS 147.97, 1188 nucleotides. RefSeq lists its product as uncharacterized. Gene Ontology annotation, cellular component: inositol phosphoceramide synthase complex. Gene Ontology annotation, molecular function: inositol phosphoceramide synthase activity. The coding region runs from base 1 to 1188 and encodes 395 amino acids. The record is from RefSeq and is a predicted model, not a curated record. Gene Ontology annotation, biological process: inositol phosphoceramide metabolic process; sphingolipid biosynthetic process. Lineage: Eukaryota; Fungi; Ascomycota; Dothideomycetes; Dothideales; Saccotheciaceae. The transcript is spliced from 3 exons.
AUGGAUUUGGGUCUCGAGAACUUGACGGCCACUGAGGAAGCUCAAUGGAAUAGUACUCCAGCGUUCAAAUUGCCUGGCUGGGCGGAGCCAUUGAUUGUUCUUGUGAUUCUCUUCGGGGCCAUGUUCAUGACGAGGAAGAGAGACUAUCGUAUCUUUGGAAGGAGACCUAGCACAUACAAGUCAGGUCUGGGCAGUGAUGACACUGCAUGCUUCUGUGGCGAGUUUCUAGGUCAUGACAAGCGAUGCGAGCACGAUACACAAGAAUAUAUGGUUGCAACGAACCAUACGAGCACGAAGCGAAAACUGCUCGGCUUCACCUUCGAAGCACCCAAGACGUCCAGAUUCAGAAACAACAUGCAUAGCCGAGUGCUGCAGCGCUUUCUCUUCUUAUUGGAAAUGUUUUACUGGGUCAUCAACUACUUGUUCUAUCGCAUGACUGCCAGCCUCAAUGGCCUUGCUGUGCUCAAGAUCGAGCAACAGGGACUUUUCAACUACAUGUUCCCACGCGAGUUAGACAUACAGCAGUGGUUCAUGCACAACCACCAAGCUGUAUUGAGUAUCUUGAACAAAGUAUACGCUUUGAUACACAUACCCGGGACUGUUGGCUUCAUCGCAUGGUACUAUUACGUUGCACCGUCGCAUUCGACAUUCGCUACGGUACGUCGCACUAUGAAUCUGACCAACUUCAAGGCGUUCACGACGUACAUCUUGUAUCCUUGCAUGCCUCCGCGACUGCUCCCAAAAGAAUAUGGAUUCUUGGAUACAGUCAGGCAUGACGAUGCGCAGUCAGUGUGGAUGAGCGGCAAAUACGUCAACAGUCUCGCUGCUAUGCCGAGUAUGCACUUUGGAUAUGCUUUCUGCAUCGGCUGCACUUUGGUAUACCAUUCAGGGGUAUUCCGGAAGAAGCUAGAGUAUGGCGAAGUGCGCAAACCUUGGGCGAGGAGAUUCUUCUAUGUUGGGCUUGGAGUUGGCUAUCCGAUGAUGAUUCUGAUCACGAUCAUAGCGACGGCCAACCACUACUUUUUGGAUGCUGUGGUUGCGACAGCGUACGUGUUGAUUGCGUUCAUGGGAAACAAGGUGUUUCAUAUUUUUGUUCCUCUCGAAGAUUGGUUGCUGUGGGUGAUCCGGGUAGAGAGACCAGUUCCCAGUACAGGCGAGAGAUACAGUCCAGUACGAUAUCGUAUGUAA